AUGAAGAAUAAGUAUCAAGGCAAUGUGAAGGCAAAAAGGGUACAACUCCAAGGACUCCGAACUGAAUUUGAGACUUUGCGUAUGAAGUCAGGAGAGGCAGUUGCAGAUUUCUUUUCAAGAACUAUUGUAAUUGCAAGAAAGAUGAGAAUCCAUGGAGAGCAAAUGCAGGAUCUCACCAUUGUUGAGAAAAUCCUUCGAUCAAUGACACCGAAAUUUAAUCUUGUUGUCUGCUCUAUCGAAGAAUCGAAGGAUAUUGAUGAACUCUCCAUUGAUGAAUUGCAAAGUUCAUUGUUAGUUCAUGAGCAGAAAAUCAUCCAGCAGGACAAAGAAGAGCACGCACUGAAAGCAACCACAGAUAAUCCUUCUAAAACAAGUGGAGGUCGAGGCAGAGGCCGAGGUUAG
Solanum pennellii is the source of this 402-nucleotide messenger RNA. RefSeq lists its product as uncharacterized. The transcript has a single exon. NCBI's taxonomy places the organism in Eukaryota, Viridiplantae, Streptophyta, Magnoliopsida, Solanales, Solanaceae. Bases 1 to 402 code for a protein of 133 amino acids. The record is from RefSeq and is a predicted model, not a curated record.